Ramularia collo-cygni is the source of this 720-nucleotide messenger RNA. RefSeq names its product related to ThiJ/PfpI family protein. The coding region runs from base 1 to 720 and encodes 239 amino acids. Lineage: Eukaryota; Fungi; Ascomycota; Dothideomycetes; Mycosphaerellales; Mycosphaerellaceae. The record is from RefSeq and is a predicted model, not a curated record. The transcript has a single exon.
AUGGCACAGCCCGAGCUCACCGUCGGCAUUCUCCUCUUCCCCGGAUUCGAAGUCCUAGACAUGGCCGGUCCAGUCGAAUGCCUCAACGUCCUAGCAGUCCACAUGGGCAAAAAAUUGCAAUCAUAUGUUAUAGCCGAGACAAUGGAGCCCGUGACGCCCGAUCACAUUACACCCGGACCAUCUUCAUCCUUCGCUGCCCAACAGCGCUAUUUACCCACCCAUACUUUCGACAAUGCACCCGCUGUGGAUUUGUUGAUCAUACCAGGUGGACCAGGCUCUGGAAAGCGAGAGAUGUUGCAACCAACCUUGGAAUACAUCAAGAACGUCCAGAAAGGCUUCAACGGCUAUCCACCAGCGAAAUACCUGUUUAGCGUGUGUACGGGAUCUUUAAUCUUCGCAUGGGCUGGUGUGCUAGAUGGUCAACGCGCCACGACGAAUAAGUCUUUGUGGAAGUACGUCACGUCUCAUGGUCCCUCAACACACUGGAUUGCCAAGGCGAGAUGGGUUACGAGCGAGAAUGUCUGGACGACUUCUGGUGUGACGGCGGGGAUUGAUGGAAUGCUUGCGUUGGUCGCGUCUAUCUGGGGGGAGGAAGUUGCGGAUCAAGUGAGCGCGACUAUGGAGCAUACUAGAGCCAAGCGGUCGGRUGAUGAUCCUUGGGCUGGGAAGUAUAGUUGUGAGGAUGUUGCGCCUGGUGAGCGGGCGGAGCUGUCGCGGUGA